UACGAGUUGUAUGCACUGUAAAGCGCCACAUCCUUUAAGAUUCUGAAUGGUUCACUGCUAGGAGGCUGCCUAACACAGAGCCAAAAGCACACUGCCUCCCCAACCGCAACAUGCCUGCUCUACUCAUCUUCAUUAAGGGUUACUAACGGUCGAAGCCCUGAGGCCACAGAGUCGACGGCAAAGAGGUGUCAUACAGAUGCAGACCCAGGAGUUCUUGAGACAGCUGCGGAUCCCUGAGCUGGAGGAUCUACGCCAGUAUAUUCGCAGCCUGCCCGCUAAUGCUUUAAUGGGCAUGGGCGCCAUUGCCGCUCUGACUACCUACUGGUAUGCCACACGACCCAAAGCACUCAAGCCGCCCUGUGACCUCAACAUGCAGUCAGUGGUCAUGCCGGGUGAAGAUUACAUCAGGCGAUCCAUUCUGAAUAGCAACGAUGACCACAUGACACACUACUACAGCGACGCACGGACCAUGUAUGAGGUUUUCCAUCGAGGCUUGCGAGUGUCCAAUGAUGGACCCUGUUUAGGAUCCAGAAAACCCAACCAACCUUAUGAGUGGCUGUCCUACCAAGAGGUUGCAGACAGUGCUGAGUGCAUUGGCUCAGCCCUUCUUCACAGGGGGCACUCCCAGACUGGUGACAAGCAUAUUGGCAUUUUUGCCCAGAAUAGGCCAGAGUGGACCAUUUCAGAGUUGGCCUGUUACACAUACUCCCUGGUGUGUGUUCCAUUGUACGACACGCUAGGUCUUGAGGCCAUUGAAUACAUCAUCAAUCAAGCUGCCAUCUCCACUGUGAUUUGUGACAUGGGGGAUAAAGCGAGACUCAUUGUGGACUGCGUGAGUGGCAAGGAGCACACGCUGAAGACCAUCAUGCUCAUUGAGCCAUUUGAUGAGGACCUGGUGGCUUGCGCCAAGCAGUGCGGCAUUGAGAUACUCAGUCUGAAGGAAGCAGAGGCUGUUGGAAAGGCCCACCACCAGAAUCCAUUGCCCCCAACACCAGAUGACUUGGCACUCAUCUGCUUCACCAGUGGAACCACAGGCAAUCCAAAGGGUGCAAUGCUUACACAUGGCAAUGUUAUUGCUAACUGUGCUGCUUUCAUCAAGAUUACGGAGGUGCACAGCAUGCUGAGCCUCCACGACAUUCACAUGUCCUACCUUCCUCUUGCACACAUGUUUGAGAGGGUAGUGGAGGGAGUGAUCCUGGUGCAUGGUGCCCGUAUUGGCUAUUUCCAGGGAGACAUCCGGCUCCUUAUGGACGACCUGAAGACCUUACAGCCCACCGUCUUCCCUGUGGUACCCCGUCUACUCAACCGCAUGUUUGAUAAGAUUUUUGGACAGGCCAACACACCACUGAAGAGGUGGAUGCUGGACUUUGCCACUAGGAGGAAGCAGGCAGAAAUGAUGAGUGGAGUGGUCAGGAAAGAUAGCUUGUGGGACAAGCUCAUCUUCCAAAAAGUCCAGAACAGUCUUGGUGGUCGUGUGAGGUUGAUGAUCACAGGAGCGGCCCCAGUGUCUCCAACUGUUCUGACCUUCCUCCGUGCCGCUUUGGGAUGCCAGUUUUAUGAAGGCUAUGGUCAGACAGAAUGCACAGCCGGCUGUACAAUGUCAAUGCCCGGGGACUGGACAGCAGGUCAUGUGGGGGCUCCAUUACCGUGCAACUAUGUGAAGCUGGUGGAUGUGACGGAGAUGAACUACUUUGCCACCAAUGGGGAAGGAGAGGUGUGUGUGAAAGGACCAAACGUAUUUAAGGGCUACCUAAAGGAUCUGGAGAAGACAAAGGAGGCCUUGGAUGAGGACGGCUGGCUUCACACGGGAGACAUUGGAAAAUGGCUGCCUAAUGGUGUUCUGAAGAUUGUGGACAGGAAGAAGCACAUCUUUAAGCUGGCUCAAGGAGAGUACAUUGCCCCUGAGAAGAUCGAGAACAUCUACAGCCGGAGCGACCCAGUGGCCCAGAUCUUUGUCCAUGGUGAUAGCUUGCAGGCAUGCCUUGUUGGAAUUGUGGUGCCUGAUCCAGACUUCCUACCAGGAUGGGCAAAGAAGAAGGGCAUUGAAGGUUCUUAUUUGGAGAUGUGCGCAAGCAAGGAACUGAAAAAUGCAAUACUGGAGGACAUAUUGAGGCUGGGAAAAGAAGGGGGAUUGAAGUCUUUUGAACAGGUAAGAGACAUCGUGCUCCACACAGAGAUGUUCUCUGUUCAGAAUGGACUUCUGACGCCCACGCUAAAGGCUAAGAGGACCGACCUCCGCAAACACUUCCAGGAGCAGAUCGACCUGCUUUACACCAAGAUCAAAAUGUGAACCAACUGGCAGAGGAUCGACAAUCAUCUGGAAGCCACAGCCCCCUCUCCCUGAUCACAGUGCUCAUCGGAGGAAAGGAUCACCAAACAUUCUUACCCUGCCUUGUUUACUGUGACUAAGUGUCUUCGGUCCCCUUGUUUCAAACUAACCAACAGGCGACUGACAGUGUAGAAAUGAAAGUGGUUGAGAGAGGGAUGCAGACAGUUGCGAUGGAGUCCUAGGUGGAUAUUCAAACAAACCCAGAUAAACGACCCCUGCAUAGCGAUAGACCUUUAAAAGUUGAAUUCCAUUGUUUUUGCUAAUCAUUUUCACCGUGAAGUGCAGUGGAUGUCAGCUCAAUGACUUUUAAAAAUAUAUAUUUUUCCAGGCAUUUAGGCUUUAUUGGGACAGUGGGAAAAAGAGUUUCUCAGACUGCUGGACCACCCUAGGCCAGAAGUCAAUCACUUUUUGAAGUAAAUAAUGGUGCACAGGUCAUUUAUCCACAUUUGUUUGUGUCUCAGUUGUAGCAAACGGGGAAAAGGAUGCCUUACUGUCCAUGUAAUUCUGUGUCAACCAUUUCUGCCAUAGCUGUCUCCAGUUAGGAAAUGUCUGCAAUUUUUGUACCACUAUGAUUGGUAAUUCCUGAAUCGUGUUAUAGUUCAUUUCAAUUAACCCAGUGUCAAUAAUCAUCUCUCUUAUCUUUGAGAAAAUAAGUUUGGUUUAUCCUCGAUUUUUUUUAAUUGUUGAUCUGAUGUUUUUGUUGUUGUAUGACCACAUCCUAGCAGACAUCAGUAAAUGCAGACAUCCCAACCUGCAAAUACUAAUUUCAGGGAAGUGGCUUCACUGGCUACUGCGCAACCCCCUCACCCCCCCAGACACAAUUUCAUGACGAGAUAGAAUGUCUGAAAUGGUUCAAAAUACUGACAUAACCUACUAUAUACUACACAGUACGUACAUCAGAAUCACCCGUAGUAUGCCAUUUAAGAUUCAUUCCUUAACACACUCGCUCGCUCUCAAAAAUAAUUGAUAAAUAUCAAAAUUGAUACUUUAUAUAAUUUGUGGGCAUCAGGGAGACUCCCGGAACUUCCAGGAGAGUUGGGAUGUCUGUUACUGGAAGACUGAAACAACAUAUUAAUACUGUCUUGUUCAACUUUGACAAAUACAGUAGCUAUUUAUACCAGUCUGUUUGAUGAUUUUUUUUAUUUAAGAAGAUAUUUAACGUUGAUGGAUGUUGCUAUACAUACCUAUCUGUAACAACAAAUCUGGAGGACAUUCAUGGUUGAGACAGUGGAAUUGCCAUGUUGUUGUUUUUAAAAUGAUUUUUCUUUGCAUUCCCCUACUUUUCAACAUUGUACUGGCACAAAACCUAGUCUAAGCCUUUCUGAAUCUGUCCUGAACCAUUUUAGCACCUAGGCAACUAGGAAGACUGGUAUUGUGACCUUAUGAAUUGUGAACCACUAGCUAAUAGCACAAAAGCCUGUUAAAAGAGACAUGCCUUCGGCAGGGAUUAAAGACGAGGUCGUUUUUUUUCGUUCUGGUAUUGCACUUGCAAACACAGUGCCACCAAUGUCUCUGGUCUUUCACAGAAACAUUUUGUCCUUUUAAAAUAUUUUUGUCCUUUUAAAGUGUCCUUUUAAAACUACAGUGGCCUCAAUGUGCCAAAAUGCACAUGCUAGGACCUUUACUGUCCACAGUCAGCUUAGUCAUGUCAGCUGAUGGGAACCAGUGAAGUAAUUCCCGCUAAACCAUGGGUUUGGCAAAUUGUUGAUAUUCUAUUCUCUAGCCAAUAAAUUAAAUGGCUAUAAGAUUGUUUUUUGUAGCCCAUCAAUGCAGUUCAAAAAUUGAGGCAGUAAAACUACCCUUGGUCUCAAAGGAAUAUGCACUAACCAUAUUUCAUCAUAUAUACAUCCCCUAAUGAAUGUGGAGAAAGUACAGUUUAACUGGCUCAAGCCAGAAGCAAACCAUGGCUCACUGCAAGAGUGUUUUCUUCAGACAAAGAAGUUACUUUGUGCUAGACCUAACCAUCAUUUACCUCUAUAUAAGGAACCAACUUCUAGAUAUGUCAGUGUCUUGUGAUCUAACGAGCUACAAAAAAUGUUCCUUUGUGAAUUCAGGUUAUUUAACAAUAAGUUAAGUGCUUAAUAAGCACAUUCACCUGUUUAGGAUUGUUGUACAUAAUUGGGUUUGUUUGCUUGAUGAAAUGCUUGAAGACAACUUCACAGAUACCAGGAACUUCAGCUCUCCUUAAAUCAGCAGAGCAGUGUUCAGUUUUGAUGUUUUGUACAGAGGUUAAAAUUCAUACCUUUCUUUUACUCAACUGCACCAAAUAAACACUGUUGUGCGUUUCUCCCA
This is a messenger RNA of Esox lucius (northern pike), 4621 nucleotides long. It is a transcript of the gene acsl1a, whose product is annotated as acyl-CoA synthetase long chain family member 1a. Gene Ontology annotation, cellular component: endoplasmic reticulum; membrane. The record is from RefSeq and is a predicted model, not a curated record. Gene Ontology annotation, biological process: long-chain fatty acid metabolic process; long-chain fatty-acyl-CoA biosynthetic process; very long-chain fatty acid metabolic process. Gene Ontology annotation, molecular function: arachidonate-CoA ligase activity. NCBI's taxonomy places the organism in Eukaryota, Metazoa, Chordata, Actinopteri, Esociformes, Esocidae. The transcript is spliced from 22 exons. Bases 197 to 2290 code for a protein of 697 amino acids.